AUGGCUGCAGUCUCACGGACCAUGACGAGCGCGCCGUUCGCCUCGCCAAUGCUUCCUCUCGCCAGCCAACUGCCUUCAGCUGGCCUCUCCGCCGCUCACGCACCCCAGCAGCUGCAGAGCCAGGACCGCGCGAGCAAUGUCGGCCGGAGGAGCGUCGCGACACCCGCGAACGCGGCGGAGGCGCCGCUGGACGUGCGCGCGUUCAAGGCGGAGCACGGGGAGGCGGAGCUGGAGACGGAUCCCGCGCGGCUGUGGGAGCGGUACGUGGCGUGGCUCUACAAGGACGAAGCGUUGGGGCUCGAACUCGACAUCAGCCGCAUGGGCGUCACGGACGCCUUUGUCCAGGCCAUGGAGCCCAAGGUUAGUUGUGAGUUGAGCGGCGCAUUGCGGGCCAGUACUGACCCAGCACUCCCUUCCAACCUCUUACCUCCCCCCACCCACCCCUCCACCCCACCUUCUCCGCCGCUCUCCUCCCGGCUGUUCCCCACCCUCCGUCGUCCCUCUCCCCGCUGUCUGCAGUUCGCGGCGGCGUUCAAGGCGAUGGACGAGUUGGAGAAGGGAGCGAUCUCAAACCCGGACGAGAGGCGCAUGGUGGGGCACUACUGGCUGCGCAAGCCGCAGAUCGCCGCCAGCCCCACGCUCAGGAAGGAGAUCGAGGAGACCAUUGAUGCUGUUGACGCCUUCGCCACCGCUGUUGUCAAUGGCACGAUAAAGCCUCCCCCAUGCCCAGCCGGCCGGUUCACCCAGGUGCUAUCUGUCGGCAUUGGAGGCUCGGCUCUCGGCCCUCAAUUCGUCUCCGAGGCUCUCGCAGGCACCAACCCUCCGCUCCAGGUGCGGUUUGUGGACAACACGGACCCGGCGGGCAUCGACCGGCAGCUGGACCAGAUCGGAGCAGAGCUCUCCUCCACGCUCGUGCUCGUCAUCUCCAAGGUGCAUCCCGGUGCCCUCUCCUCUCCCUCCCACGUGGUUGUGAGUGGCGGCACGCCCGAGACGCGCAACGGCUUGCUGGAGGUGCAGAGGGUGUUUCGUGAGAAGGGGCUGGACUUCGCCCGGCAGGGGGUGGCGAUCACACAGAGGGGGUCCCUGCUGGACGACACUGCUCGCAUGGAGGGGUGGCUCGCCCGCUUCCCCAUGUUCGACUGGAUUGGUGGGCGCACGUCCGAGGUCUCGGCUGUGGGGCUCCUGCCUGCUGCCCUGCAGUGUUUUCACACUCCUGCGAUUCUGCUGAUUCUUAACGUGUGUCCUUAUGCGUUCCUUGUCUCUACCUGUUCAUGUGCUGUGGACCCACCACCCAUACGCACCCAUCUUUGCAUCUCCUCAUCUUCCCCGCACCUCUUCCACCUCUUUCCUUCACCUGUUCCUCCUCCCUCACUCCCUCGAACGCACAUCACCCUCGCCUCGUUCCCCUGCCCCCAUAUCCCUCCAUCUCUGCUCGCCCUGCACUCGUUUCAGAUCCGCAGCAACCCAGCGGCUCUCCUGGCGCUCUGCUGGUACUGGGGGUGUGACGGCAUUGGCUCCAAGGACAUGGUGGUGCUACCGUACAAGGACAGCCUGCUGCUAUUCAGCCGCUACCUGCAGCAGCUGAUCAUGGAGUCCGUGGGGAAAGAGUUCGACCUCGAUGGCAAGAGGCCGCUACCUGCAGCAGCUGAUCAUGGAGUCCGUGGGGAAAGAGUUCGACCUCGAUGGCAAGCGGAAGCCUACCUGCAGCAGCACAUUAUGGAGUGGGUGGGGAAGGAGUUUGAUCUGGAUGGCAAACAGGUGAACCAGGGGCUGACGGUGUAUGGCAACAAGGGCAGCACAGACCAGCACGCGUACAUCCAGCAGCUGAGGGAGGGCGUGCCCAACUUCUUUGCCACGUUCAUCGAGGUGCUCACGGACCGGCAGAGCGGCCGCGACUGGGAGCUGGAGCCGGGGGUCACGUGCGGGGACUACCUGUUUGGCCUGCUGCAGGUGGGGGUGGGGGAUAUCGGGUGGGAAAGUGGGAUGGGGGGAAGGGGUGCAUGUGUGGAGUGGAAAAGACAUGCAUGUGGGAUGGAGGGACAAGGUUCUCACGGACUGACAGAAUGGCCACGACUGGGAGCUGGAGCCCGGGGUCACGUGCGGCGACUACCUGGUACGCGCUCUGCUCUGUAUGCCAACAAGCGCGAAUCCAUCACGCUGACCAUAAAGGACGUGGAUGCAGCGACGGUGGGCGCCAUCAUUGCUCUCUAUGAGCGCGCCACAGGGCUGUAUGCCUCACUCAUCAACGUCAACGCGUACCACCAACCAGGAGUGGAGGCGGGCAAGAAGGCAGCAGCAGAGGUGCUGACGCUGCAGAAGAGAGUGCAGGCAGUGAUCAAUGAUGCGAGCUGCAAGCACCCAGUGGAAGCUCUUACCAUCCAGGAGAUUGCCACGCGUGCUCAUGCACAGGCGCAGGUGAGAGUGCAAGGGCAGAGGCGCAGGUAA
This is a messenger RNA of Closterium sp. Naga37s-1, 2445 nucleotides long. The record is from the annotation of a GenBank genome assembly. NCBI's taxonomy places the organism in Eukaryota, Viridiplantae, Streptophyta, Zygnematophyceae, Desmidiales, Closteriaceae.